UAAUUUUCAAUGAUGGCUACCAAAAAAGAUGGAGAUAUUGAUAGUUUAUUGUGUAGAAUAUGUCCAGAUAUUGAUGUUUUUGAACGCAAGAAGUUUAAGGAUAAACUUGUGGAAUAUCUAACUCAUGUGUCAGUACCAGCUGGCUGGGAAACUUGUGGAUACAGACUGUCCAAGGAACACCCCACAUACAAAUACCACAAAAGGCUGCUGGAAAAUUUCAUUGAUAAGCAGAAAUUAGAAGAUGAAAAGCAGAAAUCAGUGAGCUCAACGGUAACAAAAGCAAAACCAGAAGUGUUUUUUGAACAACUCAAACAGUUUGUCAAGGUAGAAGAACAGAAUGACAGUUUUUCUGAGUUUUGUGAGUCAAGAAGGUCAGCCCUACUAGAUUUGUUUGAAAAAAAUGUAAAGCUUUGUGGUGUUGUGAUACGGAAAUGUACAUACAAUGCAGGCCAUUGUAAGGUGUCUGUGCUAAUAGAAGUAUGUCAUAAAGCUCAAGAUGGUCAUUCAGCAUUGAUUGAGCAUCUCAUUGAUGUUGAAAACGAAUCUCUAAGAGGAUAUGAUCUCAAAGUUGGGGACAUUGUUGAAGUAACACAAUGCCGGAGAAAGGAAGGAGUUGCAAUGGAACCAGAAGUGAUAAAGUGUUACCAUCGUGAUCAGACUGACAUUGAGUCAUUUUUGAUUUUUUUGGUAGCAAGUGAAAGCUCAACUGCUGCAUUGACUGAACUUGUAAGAUGUACUGCAUUAUGGGAAUACAUCCUGGAACUUCCCAAAGAAGACUAUACAACACCAAUGGCUAUGCAAAUUUUAUCCAUUGUAGACAAGAUUUGCUCCAAUGCUCAGAAAAAUAUGUCACACACAGUCACUCAUCUUGUGAAAAAGUUUCAGGGGAGUGCUUUCUUCAAAUCAGUCUUUCCAGAUUUUGUCAAUAAGAUUGAAGAUGGGAGCUUGGUUCAGCGGAUUCUGGAAUGUGUAGUCACUGCCUCUCCAGCUGCUGGCCCACAUGUUUUACGAAUGGCUAAAGAGCUUGUGUAUAAGUUAAUAGACAACUCCAGUGACUUAGAGACAGCCAAAGAGAAUGGACGAGCAGCUAUAGAUUACCUAACUAAGCUAUCAUCCAUCAUUGCCUUAGAGGUGCCUCAAGGCCGUGAAGAAGUUCAGGCUUUGCAAUGGAAAGAUCUUCCCUUGAUACCAGUUGUGAAAGAGAUCCAUGAACCCAGAUUGAAGACAAAGGACUUACCAAAGAUAAAAAAGGAGGGACCAUACAAAUCAGAGGAGGAAUACUUAAAUACAUACUUCAGACUUCUCAGAGAGGAAUGCUUCCAUAAGUUACGCGAAGGAAUCUAUGAUUUUGUUAAAAAUGGAUGUCAAAGCAGUUCAAAAGAUAUUACAAUGUACAGAGUUUCCCUGAGAGGAACUUCUCUUCAUCAUGAAAAUUCUCCAACUAUGAUGUUACUUUCACUGCUGUACAAGAAAUCAGAGUCAUCUGAAAAAAGUGAUGAACAGCUUGACCAAGAUUUCCUCAUGUAUGGAGAUCUGCUGUGUAUUUCCUUGGAUAACUCUUUUCAAAAACCGAUCUGGGGUUUGGUAGAAGAUCAUAUUUAUGACCAGAGCAUUGUAAGGAUUACUCUUUGUGACAAAGCAAAUGACCUUUCAGAAGCAGAGUUUAUUACACAAAUACAAGAGGUUACAAACAAAAAUGAUGAAGCAUACAUGGCACAGAGCCACACAUUCUAUCAGGCAUACGCUUCAGCCAUGGAAGUACUGCAACGCAAAGAUCAUGUUCCAUUUAAAGAAUUCUUGGUUUACCCAAAACCAAACUACUUUGAGCCAGCUGAAUACUUAAAUGACAUAAAAAGUCCCCCAGAUUGGGAGAUAAUCUUUCAUAAGGAGUCUCUGAGUUGUCAGGAAAAACAGUCUUCUUACUCACCUGUAAAAGAUCUUGAGGGAAUGCUGAUGAACAGCAACUUCAAACCCAAACUGGAUCCAACACAGCUUGCAGCAGUGGAACUGGCACUAAAAAACAAGCUUGUGCUGAUUCAGGGUCCUCCAGGAACUGGAAAGUCAUAUGUGGGUGUGGCCAUAGUGCGCCUUCUUUUGUCCAUGAAGGUGCCACAAAGCCAUGGACCUAUUCUGGUUGUGACCUAUAAGAAUCACGCCUUGAACAAUUUCUUGGAAGCUCUCGCCAAAAAUUCAUCCCCGGAUGAGAAGAUUGUUCGUGUUGGAAACUUGCCUGAAGAUGCUGACGAAAAAUUGAGGAGACUCUUGCUAAGAGAGGAAGCGUCGGUCGACCAGAUUAGGUCCCUUCUUCGGGACAACAAACGUGAGCCAGUUGAUGAAGAAGAAGUGGAAAUUUUUCUGAAGAAGGUGACCGAAAGAAAUGAUCGAAGUGGCCUUAGGAGCAAUGCUCGAUUUUUAGAACUUGUGAAAAAUGCACUGCAGGAUUGGUUGCCUGCCCAAGAAGAGUUCGAUAAGUUUGUCAACGAAGAACAGGAGCCCAAACCAAAGAGCAAUGUAGCAUCUGCUCUUGCGAAACAAAAAAGGAAGGAAGAUCCAGAGCAGGAGAAUCCAAGCGACGCCAGAGAUCCAUCUGUAGAGGAAAAAGAGCGUCUCUUUGCUCUGGAUAAAGACAUCUGCGAUGAAGAAGACGUAACAAUCGCCCAAGAUGUUGCCAAUGAAGAUCAGCUGAAGGAAAGGGGAGAUUCAUGUUGUGGAACAAGGGAGCGCAAGCUAGUUUGUGUCGAUGAAACAGAGGUGAAACCUCAUCUAAAUCUCUUGGAUGACGUCAAAGUGUGGGCUCUUGAGAAAGAAGAAAGAGUCCAGCUGGUGUAUGUUUUGCAAAGCAAGUUCUACAAGAAAGCCUGUUCUGAGUUCCUCGAAGUGAGCAGCUUGUACAGAGAGAUACAUCAUCAACUCAAAGAGCUGAGAAAUCAACAUGACAUUGAAGUGAUGAAAAAAUGUCACGUUAUUGGAAUGACGGUGACUGGAGCGACUAUGAGGGCAAAUCUGUUGGCUGACAUUAAACCGUCUGUCAUGAUAGUGGAGGAAGCUGCCGAAAUCCUCGAAGCACAGCUUGUAGCUGUCAUUCCGCCCUCUGUACAACACCUCAUUAUGAUCGGUGAUCAUAAACAAUUAAGGCCAGUGGUACAUUUCAACCGACUCAAAAAACAUCAUCAUCUUGAUCUCUCCCUUUUCGAGAGGCUUAUCAACUGCAAGCUGCCAUACAUACAGCUUGGAUUUCAGUGCAGAAUGAAAGAUGAAAUUGUCGACUUGCUUCGAGAACUUAAGAUUUAUGACGAUCUGCAGACCAAACACGAGCUUGUACAAAGAAACGUUUUACCACCUUGUGUCGAGUCGAGCAUGUAUUUCUGGACUCAUACAGACUGGGAAGAUGAAUCGAAGAAUUCUCACAGCAAGAGAAAUAUUACAGAGGCUAGAAAAAUUACUGAAGUUGCAAAAACACUGUGUGAGAAGAAGAAGAAGAAGAAGAGAGUCCUACCAUCAAAGAUUACAGUUCUUUGUUCAUAUCGAGGACAGGUCACCGAAAUAACGAAGCAUUUCAAACAGGCAGAUAAAUUCGCCCCACUGUCAGAUAUCAAGGUUACCACAAUCGAUAGUUUCCAGGGGCAAGAGAAUGAUAUAAUUCUCAUAUCUUUGGUCCGAAGUAACAACAAAUCCACGAUUGGAUAUCUAUCGUCAAUGAAUCGUUUGUGUGUGGCAAUUUCUCGAGCUCGCUGUGGUCUUUACUUGUUUGGUAAUCACGCACACCUGGCAACGUUAUCUAAAAGAGGAUGGAAGGUUAUCAGUGAAUCUAUGCGAAAGAAGCAAUGUUUGGGUCGAGUUUUUCCAUUUUGCUCAGGUGACGAUGUUAGAGGAGAUGGGUAUCAAGGAAGCCUUCCAAGUAGAGAGAGAGGUAAGAAGGGAACCACUGCAUUAUAUGACUUCACGAUAUUAUUUUACUAUUUUAAGAAUUGGUUCAUGCUUAGCGUGUGUAUAUCGAGGCGGCAACAUAAUUAUCCAUCACGCUGA
This is a messenger RNA of Pocillopora verrucosa, 4026 nucleotides long. NCBI's taxonomy places the organism in Eukaryota, Metazoa, Cnidaria, Anthozoa, Scleractinia, Pocilloporidae. The record is from RefSeq and is a predicted model, not a curated record.